Aspergillus alliaceus is the source of this 648-nucleotide messenger RNA. Its product is annotated as MARVEL domain-containing protein. NCBI's taxonomy places the organism in Eukaryota, Fungi, Ascomycota, Eurotiomycetes, Eurotiales, Aspergillaceae. The coding region runs from base 1 to 648 and encodes 215 amino acids. The record is from RefSeq and is a predicted model, not a curated record. The transcript has a single exon.
AUGCCCAAAACCAAACCCCCAACCCGAAAACUCGACCAAUACUGGCACAAGCCCGGCAUCUGCGGCCUCAUAACCCGAUCCACCCUCCGCACCCUCCAAUUCACCUUCGCGGUCAUCAUCUCCGCACUCUACGGCGUUGACCUCGCCCACGCAACAAAAACCAACACCCAUGCCUCCUCAGAAUGGAUCUACGCCGAAUUCGUUGCCGCAGUAUCCGCGCUCACCUGUAUCAUCCAUUGCUUCGUCACGGUAAUACAUGUCGCAUGGUCAGCGUGGGAUGCAGUGCUAUUCGUGCUCUGGCUGGCGCAGGUUGGCAGGUUGGGGUCGAUAUAUGUGUCUGAUGUGCAGGGUGAGUAUGAAGAUGCCACGAUGUCGAUAACCCGCAUGCGGGUUGCGGUGUGGAUUGGACUGGUUAAUAUGGUGUUGUGGCUUGGGACGACGGUUUUGGGGGUUGCAUGGUGUGUGAGGACGAAGAAGGCUACGAGGAGGACGGAUCUGGUUGAGGGGGGUAAGCAGGAGAUUUUGAGUGAUGUGGAGCGUGUUGCUGUGUAUGUUGAUAGGAGGACUCCGGUUGGAGUGGUUGGCGAGAAGGGUGUUGAAGGGGGUAAGGGUGAGAAGAUGGUGUCUGAGAAGGGAGUGGAUUGUUGA